AUGCUCGCGGUCGGAAGCUCAUUUUACACCUCGAAUCUCGGUUUCCAGUACACGGUCAAGAAGAUCAACAUACCCGGCAACGACACCCAUGUGGCGAGCACCCUGCCCGCCAUCGGCUACAAGAACACCACGCUGGAUAACUGCCGAGUGAGCGAGCUCAAACUUCUUCUAGCCAGAAGCCCAAACUCUGGGGCGAACUCAUGGUGGUUUUCGUUCAAGAGAUCGACCGUCGCGACAACAUUGCGGUGCACCGUCGUCUAUGAUUCGGGUGUUGCCGAUGUCACCCUCGGAGCAGAAUACUUUGGGUCGGUUAGCACGUACGAGUACAUCAUCGACGACAACUACAACAAGAGCGCCAGUGUAUGGUGGGGAACAAGACUCUCGAAUGCGUACUUCACGGGGGUUCUGGCGGCGGCCGCCCAAGCUACCCUACCUCCAGACCGUUUCAUCAACGACGCUGAGUUGACAUAUACGGAGAACGAGUUGGUAAAAGACCUUCACUCUGAGGACUUCUUCAAACUGAACUGGAAUUUUGGUCUUGCAGACGCCAAGGUCUAUCAUCUUGGUAUGGAUGGCGCCGAUAAAGUGGUGGUUUACAACAACGGCAAAUUUUGGGGCUCGCCGUCAAUCACCGAAGGCCUUCACUUCGCCAAGAUCAUGCACUCGGUCUUCGCCCUUGACUUAGGCAACUGCGAUGCGCCGAACCUUUUACUUGACAAUGAAGGUUUGAAGUAUGCUGUACUAGCCCCGGAUGACAACUUUAGGGACGAAGGAGCCCUCCUGAACAACACCAGCACCUUCGAAGCAAAAGACGGAGGUCGAUACAGCAAUAUCCCGUCACCAGGCGACGACUUCAAGUUCACUCGAUUAUACGAUGCCUACAAGACAUUCCCAUCGCAGAUGGGAGAGUUGUCAUGUAGGAAUGCGACGAUAGUCGCCCAAUAUCUCUGCUCAGUUCCACAACCCAAGAGUCCGGGGGUCAUGAUUCUGGCCAUUAUCAUUGCGGACUUGGUCUUCCUUCAGGCUGCAUGGAAGCUAAUGCAAUGGAUCUCUGGAAGAAUGCUGAACCAACCUGAUGCCAUGAUAUGCGAAGGAGUAGUCAAUACACCGAGACCGAUCAGGAGUCACUUCUUCGGGUAA
Messenger RNA from Colletotrichum karsti, 1140 nucleotides. RefSeq lists its product as uncharacterized. The record is from RefSeq and is a predicted model, not a curated record. NCBI's taxonomy places the organism in Eukaryota, Fungi, Ascomycota, Sordariomycetes, Glomerellales, Glomerellaceae. The transcript has 4 exons. Bases 1 to 1140 code for a protein of 379 amino acids.